AUAGCUUAAUUUCUCUAUCGAGUAAAAGUUAUAUCGCGAUACAUAUCGUUAUCGUUCUAUCGCCCAGCUCUAAACCACGCCCGUUCAGGUGCCAUCUUCAAGGUGACUUUUGUGUGAUAAGACGCUGUCCAGCUGCUAUUGUGUCAGAACAAUAGUCAACAAAACCACAAACACUGUCCAACAUCAAAAAUAAUUCCUGUGGUAAAAUAUUUUUACAGUUGCGUCCUUAAUAUUUCAAAGACCUGAACACAAGGCCACAUAUCACUUUUUUUUUUUUUUCUGCUUUUGGGCAGAAGCAAUGAAAUUUGUGAUGGAUUUCUGUGGUUUAAAUUGAGUCCCCUUAAUACAGUUAACAAUACAAUUUUAGCUUCUCAAGUGACAUUACAACUAUAAAAGUAUCAUGAAAUAAUUGUUAAUGAGGGAAAUGUUGCAUUUGUUUGUACUCUUGGGCUGAAGCAUUAAAUUAGUAGAGAGGUUAAGUUAAUGGCUAUACCACGGAGUCUUGCUGCAAUAAUCAGUCACUGCUUGCAUUACUUAAAUGCCCUGGAAGGUAGUUAGAUACACAAAGAGCAUCUUAUGUGAACCCACUGACGAUGUGACUGCCUGAGGAGCAUCAGCUUAUAGUUUGCCUAACAUCUUGGCCCAGGGAGGCUCUCCUCUGACCUUAAACUAUCAUCUGCAAUCAUCAUGUGACGUGCACUGAACACUGAGCAGCCCUGUAAGUAAUGCCUACAUGUCUGUCGAGGAGGAUUCCUAGCAUGCGGCUCAGAUGAUCAUGAGGUGGCAGUUUAGCUCAACAGCUUGCUUUUUAGUACUGAACAACACUUGAUUGUCCACUUUUUGCAGAGUUUGGUGGACUAUGAAAUGUAAUCACAGUUUCAGGAACUAGUCUGGUUCAUUGCUGCUGUUGGGUUCCCAGAAGUGGUCGAAGCGAUAUUUAAAAAAAAAAAAUAAAAAAAAAUAAAUUGCUGUAAGUGUAUGAACAAUUAGUUACAGAAGUAAAGGAGAUCAGUUUGUGAGAAAACAUCAGCAAGUCCUUCUAGUGGCAAAUCUUGCCACCUGGUGACAUCUCCAUGAUGUUAGUUGUGCAGUCCAUAUUUUAAGAGGGAGGCGAUGUGCAGGAGCACGUGCACAAACAGUUGUAUCUGGUAGUUAUUAACAAAAGGGGGAAAAAUUUGGAAACUUCAAACAAUGUGACUCUAAAAUAAAACUAAACACAAUGCACACUUACAGGAAGAUGCCACGUUUUCUCUCUAAUCCCAUUGCUUUUGCAUUACCAGCCUCAUUUACCUGGGAACUACCACUUACACAGGUAAGGGAGGGGUAAUCAAAACAUAAGUAACUUGAUAGAUGCUGUUAAUGGUAACCUGGCUCCUGAUGUCACUUGUCAAUUUUUUAUUUUUUUUUUUUAUUUUUUUUAAGAUUAGAACCUAUAAUAGAUACUGUGUCCAUACAGUCAAAGAAAAUCUCACUUACUGCUUCUGUUCUGCACUUACUCGCUCACUGAUGUAAUGGUCAUGCAAAUCUAUCUUUAAUAAUCCUAAUACCACCGAGCAGCUGAUUUCCCAGAAAAGCAGAUGAAUCACAGAAGCAGUACAGAGUAUAGCAAAAAUGGGCAAGGCAUCACCCCUUUCACAGAGGACCGUAAUUUUUUACAGAGAACAUAAUUUCCUUAGGGAUUAAUAAAGUAUUCUGACUUUUGAUUCUAAAUGCACUUUAAAAGUUGGUGUUUUUGCCCAACUGAAACAGCUCCUCUAGAGUUCUGAUUGUUGGAGGCCACGUCAGAGUGCUCUGUCAUGGUGACGAGGUAGAAAGACUCGAGGAAAGUUGAGUGUUUCCUCCGUUGUCCCACUUCCUGUGAUUAGGCACAAAAUGAACAAUCAUGCACAACAAGGAGCAGUGAGAAAUUUUUGUAACUACUAUUGUUCAUACACUAAGCAGAUAAGAGAGGGCUAAAUGCUUGAGGAAUUAACACGGAUUCCUUGACUAAAUAAGUGCAAAGUUGUUACGCUGGCCAGUGUUUCAACAUGGGUCUGCUGACAGGAGAGCAGGAGUUUCAGUUAUGCAUUAACCUGACCCAAAUGUGGCUGGAGUUUAAGUAGGUGGGUGGGUGGAAAUCUUAGGUGUUUGCAGAUGCAUACCUGUGUUCAGGAUGAUAUGUUCAGUCCUGUUUGGUAGUUGAGACUUGGUCACAGAACAAUGUGACACGAGCAAAUGAUCCAUGUGUCUUUGGAUCUUUACUUAUAAGGCCAGUUAAAGCUAUUUUUGGUGCUGAGCAUACCAUGAACAAACUAUCCAGCUGAGGAGUGCCAUUUGCUCUUCCUAGCUAUUAGGGGAGUACAAAUUUUAAUUUUAGAGUUGCAGGAUUUUUUUUGGAGGAAAAUAAGUUUGAUGUCAGGCUUUUUGCGCAGUUGCUGGUCUCAUAACUUUCCGAGGGAUCUUCUGUGGAGACGUUUAUUCUUUAGCUGAAGAGGCAGGAGUAAUAGUUCACACUUUGUCCACUUUUGGCUGCACAUUUCUAUUUUCCUAUGAAGGUCAGGAACAAGGAUGUACAAAUCUAGGUCAAAGUAAACCAAAGUUUUCUUCCAUUAAUUGUAAAAGUCUUCUACUUUUAGUGAUUUUCCUAAUUUUGGUGGUAAAAUGACUACAGGCCAGGAUGAUUGAAAAGUCCGGUCAUGAGGCCGCCUAACACUGGGGGGUUCCAGCUUAAAGUAGCAAACCAGGUUAGCGCAGAAUCAGCUUCCCAUUUGGAGAAAUCCUUUGGUUUCCACCUGCCAUUAGUGAGUUUUAUCAGACUGGCACAUUCAUGUGACAUUAUCAGCCGCGAUUAGUGUAAGCGGCCAGCUGCUGACGCAACUUUAUGCCUGCUAAGUGUGGGAUGUUGCGUUCGCCACCUGAAACGUCACCAGGUUAUAAGAAGCUUUUGUUUAAGGGUAAAAAGCUGCCAGUUUCACAAAGCAAACUUUAGCUGUUUAAUUAUUUCACACAGCUUCUUUAUGAAAGACUGCAUUGAUGAAAACAAAGUAGUAGCCUGGGAGAUGGACCUGAAGGCCUCUGAUUGGAGCUAAUGAGGGGCUGACUAAAAAUUGCGCUGUCUGUAUCUGCAACAAAUCCUUUGUUAUUAGAGAAGAUCUGCAAAUUUGUUGCUCAUAAAAUUGUUCUUUUAAAGGAAGGAUGUUUAAAAGAUAAAUAAAAAAAAAAUAUAUCUAUACACACCUUCCACCUUAGUUUCUAAAUGGGUUAUUCAGUUACACUGUGAUUCUCCUGGCUGGUUGAUGUUGAAAGAAAAUGUGGUUUUUGAAUGUUCUUCAUACCGUUUUAUCUAAAUAGGCAUUGCACAAAUGUAUUAGCGAUCAGAAAGACACCACGCCCUCGCCCUGUUUGUUAGUUCAUGUUGCGUGAUUGCUGUCGUAUGUUGCGUCCCAUCUUUGAUCUCUCCAAGAAAUCAUUUUUUAUUUACUACGCAACUUCUGUUGAGUAAUCCUUGGGGGAUACAAGGCUCCUAAACGGCCUAGCAUGAAGCAAAAGUUAAAGACUGUAGUGUCAGGAAGCUCAAAUUAAACCACUGUUGCACCAUCUCCUAAAUUCAUGGCUCAAAGUUAAACAAACAGUCUAAGUUUGAAGUCCAGGAAUCAUGUAAAUGAAGUCCAGGGAUACUACGGGACAGUAAAGAGACAUGAGGUUCAGCUCGCAGUCCUCUAUUUGAUUAAAAACAACUGAUUUGAAGCUUAACUCUGAUUAUUAAGCCUGUGUGUAAGGAUAUUUGUGGCUCCACAUGGACUGAAGAGUGAUGUUGAAAAAGAAAACCUCUGCCGCCGUCUCCUCCUCAUCUGCUUAAUGUGACCAUCUUGAGGUCUUUAGCAUUGAAUUGCUAACCAAACUGGUCAACUUGCAUCAUGGAGUCCACCGGCCCUGCCAAGGUAGUGAGAGCAGGCAACCCACCUAAAGCCAGGCGUGGCGGCAAGGUUGGAGACUUCGGAGAUACGAACAGCUGGCCAACUCCAGGGGAGAUUGCAACUAAAGACAUGCAGAUCGAGGCAGUGACACGGACCGUGUCCUGCCCGCCGACUGUCAGGCAGGUCAGAGACUCAUGGAAAUUCACUGGCACCAAAAAGACGAUGGUUAAAAAGGAGUCAAAGGAGAAAAGGGAGAGCAAUGAAGAGAGCAAGGAGAACGUGAAGGCCAAGUCAGACGACUCGGGAGAGGAAAAGAACGGUGACGACGACUCCCAGAAGAACGGACCGAAGAAAAAAGGAAACAAGCAGAAGUGGGUUCCUCUGAUGAUCGAGGUGAAGUCAGAGGGGCCCAGGGAGCGCUCGGCCUCUAGGAACAACAGCAGACAGAAUGAAAACCCGCGCCUGCCUCCCAACGCCAGGAACGACCUCAGAGAUUGGCAUAGCCAAAAGUAUGAGCGCGAGUGGCGUGACGACCACGAUGAGGUUUCCAGCGUGAAGAGUGAGGGGGCGCCAUUCCGCGGAGGAUUCAGAGGUCGAGGACGUGGAAGAGGAAGAGGUCGGGGACGAGGCAGAGGUGCCGGGAGAGGCCACUACGACUAUCACUACAGCUACAAGUCCUACGACGUAAAAGACGGACCCUACGGACAGAAGUUCAGCAACUCGGUGACCUACUAUUACGACAACAUGAGCAGCAAUGACCUUUACUCUGUCGAUCGGGAUCUGCUGAAGGACUACAUCAAGCGGCAAAUUGAGUACUACUUCAGCCUAGACAACCUGGAGAGAGACUUUUUCUUGCGGAGGAAGAUGGAUCAGGAGGGUUUCCUGCCCAUCGGACUCAUCGCCAGUUUUCACAGAGUUCAGGCCCUCACUACCGACGUCAACAUCAUUCUGGAUGCGUUAAAGGACAGUAAGGAAGUGGAAAUUAUCGACAUGAAGAUCCGUCGGAAGGUGGACCCGGAGAAGUGGCCGCUGCCGGGCCUGAACAUGCCAAACAUGCCGCACACGCAUACGGACUUCUCCCAGCUCAUCAACUGCCCCGAGUUUGUUCCAAGACAGAUGGCUGAGGAGCCCAGAGGUUCGCCCAGGGCCUCCACACCAAUGCAACAACAGACCAAGGCUGAACCAGAUGUCUCCAACCUCAAGACCAUGCCCAAGGGCCUCUCAGCUAGUCUCCCUGACUUGGACUCCGAGUCCUGGAUCGAGGUUAAGAAGAGACCCAGACCUUCCCCGGCCAGACCCAAGGUCAGCUCAGAAAAGCAUCAGCAGCAGAAGGAAAAGGAUGAGUCGAUUCGCUCCCCGGUGCCCCAGCUUGGCUCCUCACCCUCCGCUGCUACCUCAGGAAAUAAGGACGGAGCUGAGCAGGACGAACCCGAAGAGCUCGACUUCAUGUUCGACGAGGAGAUGGAGCAGAUGGACGGACGCCGCAACACCUUCACCGACUGGUCCGACGAGGAAACGGACGGUGAGAUCGACGACCACGACGUCAACAAGAUCCUGAUCGUGACGCAGACGCCGCCCUACCUGAGGAAGCACCCGGGAGGCGACCGCACGGGCCACCACACAUCGCGCGCCAAGUUGACCAGCGAGCUGGCCAAGGUGAUCAACGACGGGCUCUUCUACUACGAGCAGGACCUGUGGGACGAUACGUACGAGCCCGAAUACGCCACCAUCAAGCAAGAGGUGGAGAACUUCAAGAAGGUCCACCUGAUCAGCCGUGAACAGUUCGACUGCUUGACCCCGGAGCCGCCUGUCGACCCCAACCAGGAAGUCCCACCAGGCCCCCCACGACCCCAGCAGAUCCCCACAGACGCUUUGGCAAACAAACUCUUCGGUGCCCCCGAGCCCUCCUCAAUAGCUCGCUCGCUGCCAACUACCGUGCCUGACUCGCCCAACUACCGCAGUGCCCGGACGCCCCGGACGCCUCGCACGCCUCACCGGAAGGACCCGACCAUGACGCCUCGCUUCUACCCAGUCGUGAAGGAAAGUCGGCCCGUCGAUGCCAAGACGCCUAGGAAGAGGAAGACCCGGCACAGCUCCAACCCGCCCCUGGAGUGCCACGUCGGUUGGGUGAUGGACUCCAGAGAGCAUCGGUCCCGUACCGCCUCCGUCAGCUCUAAUGCAAGCCCAUCGGAGGGCACCCCCGCCCUGGGUAACAUCGGCUGCACUCCCCAGUCCCUCCCCAAGUUCCAGCACCCAUCGCACGAGCUGCUCAAGGAGAACGGCUUCACGCAACACGUUUACCACAAGUACCGCCGGCGUUGCCUAAACGAGCGGAAACGGCUGGGAAUCGGCCAGUCGCAGGAGAUGAACACGCUCUUCCGAUUCUGGUCAUUUUUCCUGCGGGACCACUUCAACAGGAAAAUGUACGAGGAAUUCAGACAGCUGGUGGUCGAGGAUGGAAAAGAAGGAUAUAGGUACGGUUUAGAGUGCUUGUUCAGGUACUACAGCUACGGUCUAGAGAAGAAGUUCAGACCAGACAUCUUUAAGGACUUCCAGGAGGAGACCAUGAAAGACUACGAAGCUGGGCAGCUGUAUGGACUUGAGAAGUUCUGGGCCUUCCUUAAAUACUCCAAAGCCAAGAACUUGGAGAUUGAACCCAAGCUGCAGGAGUGCCUGAGCAAGUUUAAACGCCUCGAAGAUUUCAGAAUCGACCCGCCUAUGGAGGAAGGAAGUCGCCGAAGACACUCGUCCAGUGGGGAUGGUCGCCGCCGGCACCCCUCUCAGCCCUCCAGCCGUCCCCACAGUCAGGCCAGCUCAGGCCCCACCCACGCCACCACCACCCAGGUUCCCACAGCCAAGGAUGAUGCCAAACCUACCAGCCACAAAGCCCCGGCUCCCACUGCUGAUCCCGCAUCAAAUGCCAAAACACUGAAGUAACUCCACAAACACACUGGCCCACACAGACUAAAUUAACCAAGUCUGCAAGUCGCCGGUUCUCUCUGCGCCACAGGAGGGGGAGGGGCAUCCAGCUCUUCAUUUCAAGCAUGUGAUAUCUUUUUUUCUUUUUUUUUCCUUGUUUUUGCGCCUGUGAAAGGUUUGAUAAAUAAGAGAGACAAUAAAUAAUAUGCCUCGGUUUAUUGAUCACUGCUAAGGUUUCUGAACUUUUUGUCUUAAUGAGGCAAGCAAUGGAUGGGUCGACAAACCCAUCCAUUGCAAAACACUUGUGCAGACCUUUGCCGGAUGGUUUAGGUUUAACAUUCUGGAAAAAAAAAAUUUUUUUCCUUCCCUCCUUGUUUUUGGCCCCUCCCUCCCUGUUUCUGGGACCCUCUUUGAUCGUCACUGUCCUGCUGGUUGAAAGAUCUUUGAUCCCUCAUCCAAAUCUCAGAUUAAUGAUGACUAUUUCUUCAGCACGAAGUGGAAUUUGAGAUGUGGAAAUAGUUUGAACAAGACUGAGCAUCUAAAAAAAACACAAACAAGCCCCAGUAAUGGCCCGCUGGAGGCCGUACUGCUCUUUGACAUCCAGUCGGACCAAAGUGGUUAGAACCGAGCAACUAACUUUUUCAUCCGCAGCGCCCUGAGAGUUUUCAAAGGGCUAAUAUAUGAAAAAAAUAAUUUACCUUAUGGCUGCACAUUGAGGGGAAAAUAUUUAAGGAAGCAAAUGAUUUAAAAAAAAAAAAAGAGAGAGAGACUUGCAUCAACCCCUUGCUAUGGACAAGAUCAUUGAAAGUUGCCUUAUUUUAAUGGUUUUACUGCUUCUAAGUUGUGCCCGCCACCUUAUUGUCGAUUGUACAGCAUCAGUCACCCAUAUAUCUCACCACCAUUUCCAGCUGAGGCCACUAGUUGGUGCUCUCUGCCAAAUUUAUUUUCCAUCCCCCUCAGUCCCCUUUCAUCUGUCUUCCAAGUGUCAUUUGGUCUGUUACAAGUCCUGUAAUUCAUCGCUGUGAUUGCAAGUUGUGGCUUUUUGUGCUGAAACACGUCAACCUGGUGAAAGUUUGUCAGCGCCCCACCCCUCGCGAAAAAAAUAAAAUAAAACACUUAAACGUGAUGGAGAGUUGGGGUUGAUCUCCCUUUGGGUGCUACCUGACUUCCUGUCGUCCUCCACCUUCCCGUCAGAUGAGCUGCAUCCAUCCGUUUGUCAAUCCAUCCAUCCAUCAGUUGAUCAUCAGUGACGCUACAGGACUGGAAAUCAUUACAAUCUGGAUUACUUGAAGAGGCGAUGGUUACAAAGAGGACCGUCGUCCUGUGACGCAGGUGCUUUGGGUGGAGACACUAACGAUGCUAAGACGUUCAGCGAGCUGCCUGCCACCGCUUCCCGGUUCUCACACGGAUCCAAACGUAAGGUGCAGGCAAAAACACGGACAGGCAGGUACUGAUGUAGCAGCGUGGGCACGCUCAGUAGAAAACGCGCUGCUCGACGUCUUGCCUCACCGUGGACUGGAUUGUUUGUUCACAACCUGUUGAGUCGUCACUCUUCGUACAGGACUAUUAAAUCUGAUGAUAUCAAGCAGAAGAGCGACUCUUCCUCCACGAGUGUAAAUGUGAAAUUUGAGAGAUGAACAGAAAAGAUAACAGCUCCCCACCUCUUGUUUUAUUGUCUAUAGUACAGAUAUAUAUUUGCCUUACAUGUGUACGUACUCUAACUUUUUUUUUUUUUUUUUUUUUUUAAUGGUCUCAUGAUUUAUCUUUAAUGCAUUUUAAUUUCAAUUUGCAGUGUUUGUAGUGUUGUAAUGCUGGAGGAGCGCUCUGUGUCGGGCUGAUAUAAAAACAGAAAUGGGAACGUAGCUCACAUCGCAAAAGGGAAAGUUGACAUCAGGGCGUCAACGGGUCUUCAAUGUUUAAAACGAAAAAUAAUGUGUAAGCUUCUAGUGUUUCAUGUUGAAAUCAGUUGAUUUGAUAUUUUCUUUUUAGUGAAGAUGAGAGAAACAUCUCUAAUAUUACUCUUUUAUGAAGCCUUCAAUUUUUCUACAAUUAGAAUGUAUGCAAAGUCUAAAAAAACUGAAGAAAAUUCUUUGAUUUUUGGGUUUGAACUCAACCAGAAGUUCAUCAAAUUCUAGUUAAAAGAAAUUAUAAAAAAAAAUGCACAUGUGCAAAUAGACAUGUGGGAAGAAGUGUUUCCUGCUGACCUACUGAGUGCUUGUAGCUAAUGUUUGCUCCAGUCAUAACUUCAGUUUGAAACUGCAUCAGACACCUGUGCCUGUCUUUCUUUUUUUGGGGGGGGGCCCAGAGGUGGAUGUCACAUUGUCCUGUCAGUGUUAUGUUGUUCAGUUUCUUCCUCUUAAAUUUAGAGUUGUAUUUAAAUGCAAAGUGAAGCUGUACUUGCUUUUUAUUUUAUUUUUUGCCCACCCUCCCCUUUAAUCUUUUAUCUUCAGGGAGAUUUGGAUCAGUUUCAGUUGAAACAUCAAAGUGUUUACUGGAGAGGAGGAAAAAAAAGAGCUAUGAAAUAAUUCAGAACUGAAAACUCGUUUCCCAAAGCCGGCAAAGCCUUUGAUGUGAUCAUCACUCGUCUCGGGACAUUUGAGGGGAUUCAGGUGCUUUGGGAGUUUUCAUCCAUCUCUAUCAGCAUUGAACUGCUGCUGUCCAUAUAAUCUCUAGGGGGCGCUGCCUGUUCAGCUGGUCAGAGUUCCCAGCUGUGCGGGAUAAAAGAUGGACGUAUGGAAGGAAGAGAGGAAACUGAGCAAGAUGUGAUGUCGCUCAGAGGAAUAUGGCUGUUAUGAUGUCUGGAGACUGGGAGGACAAAAUUCCAUAAAGCCAUAUGAAUAAGAAAUAACUGUAUAUGAACAUCAAUAGUUCAUUACAUUACAGUAUCCUAGGCUUGUCAUGAGGAAAAAAAAGAUGAAAACGAGGAAAAAAGGAACAAAAAAAUAUAUAAAAUGGAAAAAUGUAAAAUACUUGAAUGAGAUCUUGUAUUAUAACAUUUAAUAUUCAUAAUAUCUGCUUUGUAGGCUGACGUGAUUCGCUAUUAGUGUUAUUUGUAAUUUGUAGUAAUUAUGCUUUUCCUUUAAUAAAGAAAAAAAACCACAAAACGCACAAAAAAACCUCAAA
Molecule: messenger RNA, 9938 nt
Organism: Haplochromis burtoni (Burton's mouthbrooder)
Lineage: Eukaryota; Metazoa; Chordata; Actinopteri; Cichliformes; Cichlidae
Gene: larp1
Product: La ribonucleoprotein 1, translational regulator
Exons: 21
Coding region: 3897-6833 (978 amino acids)
Biological process (GO): mRNA stabilization; positive regulation of translation
Cellular component (GO): cytoplasmic stress granule; cytosol
Molecular function (GO): RNA cap binding
Source: RefSeq, a predicted model, not a curated record